UCUCUAUCCGACCCGGAUGCAGCACUGAGAGAGACGACUGUUACUGGCUUUUCCACCCUUCAUGCUUUCUCUCACGAAACGACUUCAAGCUGUGGUGCCAUGCCUCGGCCGCGGUGGUUAUCAAUUCCGGUCUUCUAGAGCCUACGCCGGCGGUCAAUCUAGACGGCGGUCCAAGACUCCGCCGCUGCCGUUUCAGAAGGCGGAGGGGAAGUCUGAGUGGUGGAUAGUAGACGGCGAAAUGCACGAGAUAGGCGAUAACGUGCCCUUGCGCGAGCGCUUUGUCAUCCCCAGAGAGAACAUCCCAAAUAAGCGUCGGAAGCAGCUGAGGGAGCAGUUCAUGCGAAGGACUCGCCUGGUUCUCAAGGAGUCGGAGCACGAGCCAUGGUGCAAAAAAUAUAUGGAACUAUAUAAUGAGCUAAGGGAAAAUUGGGAGAGACUUUAUUGGGAUGAGGGCUACUCUAAAAAAAUUGCUCAAGACCAUGCAAACUAUGAGUCUGCUGAAGAUGAUGAUGAAGAUUUCUCCCCUUACAGGAAUAGGAGGCCUCAUGUGCCUCACAUGCAGCAUAGUCAGGACCAGAGUUUUGGAAGAAAUAGGCAAGGUGAUACCUGGGAAAAAGUCAACUUUAUUCGGGAUAAAUUUGAGUAUGACAGAGAAAGAAGAAUGAGAGAUAAAGCAUUUGCGCCCAUGCAUGGUGGAGCUGUGUCUGAUACACGUGAUGCAAAUUCGUGGAACCAGCCACUAAAUGCUGAUCGAUAUUUUAGCCACAAUGGAAGGAGUUGAGAGUAGACAUAUCAGAUUCUGCAGCGUGAAAAGGGUUUGCAAUCAUUCUUCCUUCUUCAGAUAUCUGUCCUACUAUCAACAUUUGUGGCUUAGUCUGCUGCUAAAGUAACUUCUACAAGUUUCUGAUGGUUUGUUCAAAAUGCAUGAUGGUGGGUUUCCCAGGCCCUCUGAGAGUAGGAAAAACUGUGAUCUGAAUGGAAAUAUGAUCUAUAUGUUUAAAAAAAUAUGAGAGAGAGAGAGAGUAAGUAUUUUAAUCGAGUUGCAUGCCUAAUAAAAAUAGAUUGGCUUUUCGACGUUGUUUUUCUCAAGUUUUAUGCAUAAAUAGUUAGAAACUUGAGAACAUCUUAUAAAGAACAGAGUGCCAGAUCGUAUAGUAUUGAAUACAAUAUGUGGUGUAUAAGGCUCUAACUUUGUUAGAGAAUUGCUGAGCUAUGUCACUAUAGCUUAUAACCCAAGUGGGGGCAUUAAGAUAAUGGAAACACUAAAGUUAAGAGGUGCUCUUCACGCUGA
Molecule: messenger RNA, 1291 nt
Organism: Prosopis cineraria
Lineage: Eukaryota; Viridiplantae; Streptophyta; Magnoliopsida; Fabales; Fabaceae
Exons: 5
Coding region: 62-781 (239 amino acids)
Source: RefSeq, a predicted model, not a curated record